Molecule: messenger RNA, 462 nt
Organism: Helianthus annuus (common sunflower)
Lineage: Eukaryota; Viridiplantae; Streptophyta; Magnoliopsida; Asterales; Asteraceae
Product: EPIDERMAL PATTERNING FACTOR-like protein 6
Exons: 3
Coding region: 66-401 (111 amino acids)
Biological process (GO): stomatal complex development; guard cell differentiation
Source: RefSeq, a predicted model, not a curated record
UAUGUUUAAUGUGUGUGUGUAUAUAUACAUGCAUACACAUGGUACCACACCAUCCACAUUCCUAAAUGGAUAGAAGAAUUUGGUUGUUGAUCAUCGUUUGGCAAAUAAUGAUGAGUUGGGUAUGUGCAAGAAACAUGCAUUUUGCACCAUCACAUGAUCUCCAACACCAAGCCCAGAUUUUGCAUCCUCCUCGGACUCCUAUUGACAUGCAAAAGGGAGCAAAAGAAGAGGAGGUGGUAAAUAGAGUUGGGUCAAGACCACCAAGAUGUGAGCACAAGUGUAGAGGGUGCGCACCAUGUAGCCCAACUCAAGUCCCAACUGUCCAUUUUGGUCUACAAUAUGCUAACUAUGAACCUGAAGGCUGGAAAUGCAAGUGUGGUUCUGUUUUUUAUAAUCCUUAACCCUUUGUAACAUGCACAACUUUCUUUUUAUUAUUAUUAUUAUUAUAUUAUUCGAUGAUGA